Messenger RNA from Sycon ciliatum, 1347 nucleotides. RefSeq names its product abl interactor 1-like. The coding region runs from base 1 to 1347 and encodes 448 amino acids. NCBI's taxonomy places the organism in Eukaryota, Metazoa, Porifera, Calcarea, Leucosolenida, Sycettidae. The record is from RefSeq and is a predicted model, not a curated record. The transcript has 2 exons.
AUGGUUCUCCAGGUUCUUUCUGAGACGACUGCGGUUGUAGGUAAAUGCAUCCCCGAGGGACCCUGCACGGCCGGCAUCCACGAAUGUGAAAAUACCAUCACAGUCAACGACAGCAAGUGUGAUAACGGCCUUAACGAGUCCACUUCAUCCGUGCUUGGAGUGUUGAACGUAGUUGACGAUACGUGCCAGUCGAUCCUAUCCGAUGCUAGCCAGAUCAUAUUGAAUGUAGAGGUCCAUCGGGAGAAGGUCGCCAAGCGAGAAGCAAACGGGGUUUGUAAGCCCAAGCUGGCCAAAAAGCGCCAGCAGAAGAUUAUUCCGCCGAAACAUAUCGAGGUAGCGGUGUACACGGGACACAAGACGCUGAACAUGAAUUUGCUGGACAAGAUCGGGUGUGGGCCGAUGGAUUGCAGCGUCGGGCAGACGGAGUAUGGCCUGACGCCGAACGACUUACUGCUUGGUGGUGAUGUUCUCGCAAACGUCCCCGGAAACUCACCAAUUCGCAGUGCUAGUGGUCCAUCACCGUGGGCCAUGGGCAGUAGCAGUGCAACUCGAACCAGGUGGGGUGCCCCUGUGGACACGGUUGGCUUCUUCGAGAUAUCCACCCCGCGGCCACCCACAGCAUCGGAAUCCAAAGAGGACGCUGGAAGCAGACCCGGAAGUGGCCGUAGAGAGACGCUUCCUACAUGCUUAUCGCCUUCACUGACGACGACGACGACGACGCAGCACACGAACCGACCUAGAUCCUCUAGCUUAAACGGUAUCCAUGCCUUUGCGCUCAGCAACCAGGAAAACAUCUGUGCUGAUCAGGCGCAAUCAGCGCAAUGCUUCACCUUCGACGAAAGCCUGACUACAGCUGGCUCAAGAAGGGCAACCCUAUCUGCAACAGCAGCUAGCAGAAAACUAAGCAAGAGUGAGAAUGACAUCUAUUCAAAUUGGCCGCAGGUUCGCAAGGAAAGCCUCCAGCGAAUGGAAAUCGGGCCGACACCUCCUCCUCCGAUGAACCCGCCUCCCAAUGACUCAUACAUGAAUGUUCAACGUCGCAGCACCUUGACUGAGGAACAUUGUCCAUUACCACGGCUGCCACCAGCACCAUUGAGUAACACAGCGGAUUCAACAGAUGACGCCAUUCAGUAUGAGACGGUGAUGUGCGAUACGGUGAAACCGCUCGCCGAUGACAUGAGCCUUUCUCCGUCACCAGCACCGACGCCCGAGGUCGCCAAGAUCACAGAGACAGCCAAGCACCCCACCACGGCCUGGCCGACACAAGAGCCCAUUGAGUAUGAUGCACCGAUAGCAGACGUGAUGGAUAAUAACAUGCUGUUGCCGCCAUCCGUCAAAACCGAAUGA